Messenger RNA from Leguminivora glycinivorella, 4079 nucleotides. RefSeq names its product GILT-like protein 1. The record is from RefSeq and is a predicted model, not a curated record. Lineage: Eukaryota; Metazoa; Arthropoda; Insecta; Lepidoptera; Tortricidae. Gene Ontology annotation, molecular function: oxidoreductase activity, acting on a sulfur group of donors, disulfide as acceptor. Bases 111 to 851 code for a protein of 246 amino acids. The transcript is spliced from 4 exons.
UGUAAGUGAAGUGAUAAUUGAAUAAAACAAGACUUCCACGUAACUUAUCUAUUAUAUUUUCAUAUAUAAUUAUUUACCCAAUUUUAUAGUACUUCUACUUUUACUGACUUAUGACGAAUUGUAAAGAUUUUUUGAAAAUGGCUUUUUCUUGUAAUCGAUACAGAUUAAUUGUUGUAAUAUUGUUAUCGUUAAUAAUGUGGCAGCUAUUUAGUAUGUUUCCUGGAAAUUCUAAGCAAGAUGAAAAAUUGUCUCAGCCUGGAAUAGUGGAACUGGAAGAUGACAAGUUUAACAUACAUAAACAAGACAAGGUGAAAGUGCGGGUCUACUAUGAAGCACUGUGUCCGGACUCAAGGCAUUUCUUCAUGAAACACCUCUGGCCUGUCACAGAAAAGCUGUCAGAGUUCCUAGAUAUAGCUCUAAUUCCUUAUGGAAAAGCAACUACCAAAGAAAAAGACGGAAAGUAUUAUUUCGACUGCCAACACGGCGAGACUGAGUGCUACGCGAACAAGAUCCACGCUUGUUCUAUCGAGGCUAUAGGAAACGUGACCAUAGCAGUGAAGUUUACAGAGUGCAUGAUCCUGGACAAUAAUGACCCGGAUGAUGCUCUCUCCAGGUGUGCCAAAGAGAUGAACAUUGACCUGGACCCCAUCAGCACCUGUUCAUCCAGUGACCACGGAUCAAACCUACUGAAAAAAUACGGAGACGACACCCAAAUCAUCAAUCCAUACUUCAUUCCUACCAUAACCCUCAACGGGUCGCUGCCAAAGAAGACUUUGCCCGCGAUUCUCAAAAAUUUCCUACUUGAGGUAUGUAAAAGGAUUGCCAUGCCGCUGCCGCCCCCUUGCUUGUGACAACCCCGACGAAGAAGAGUGAGGCAUCAGAUGCUCAAAGUUAAAAACGUAAAUGUGAAGCCAAAAUGUAAUUUGAUUGGACAGUGCGACGUUUUCAGGACAUCGUCAAUAUUUAUGACGUUAAGCAAAAUAACAUCUUCCCGGUUGCGAUGUGCAACUAUAUUUUGACGAUUAGGGUAAAUUACCGGAUGGUUGGAAUUGAAAAGUACUAACCAAGAGCAAUUAUUCUUAUAGAAACUGCUUAAUAUAAUGUUGAUCACCAACCUUUGGGUGCUGACGGCUAGUUUAUUGCCAAUUGAGUAAGUAGUAUUUUGAAGGCUCAAGUAGGCUACUUAUACAUAAAAGUUAUUUAUUCCGAAACAAUUCCCGUCUCAAAAGUGUAUUGUCCAUUUUUUUAUUUGAUAGCUUAAAAUAUUUAAGGAGUAUUGAAUUAAACAUAAAUAUGUACAGUUGUACUUAAAUACGAGCACUAUUGUGUUCUAAGAGCUCAAAUGAAACAAGAUGUUUUACGAUUAGUUUUGCUUUAUUUUUAAAUUAAAGGAAAAAUGGAAAAAUUCACACCUCCGGCGACCUUUGGCCUUGUAUAAUAUGUAAUAUCGCUCGCAGACGUUUCUACAUGAUAAAAAACAAAUUUAGUUUUGCUUUGUUGUAGAAGAGUACAUUCACGAGUAAAUAAGUACAUAAUGAAGAAUUUCGACCUUCAUACGUUUAUAUGUUCCUCCGUUAUUGAGUAUAUGUGUUAAUAACCCUUCCCCUGGCUCCUAUUUAUUUUUAUACUUGUGCCUAGUCCUAAUAGGUACCUAACCAUAGGUAUAAAAAAAUAUAAACUAAUAUCUACCGUUAGACUUGCUUAUGUUACAUAAACAUAUUUACUAUAAUGGUAUUGUAAGUCUUUAUUAGUUACUCAUCUCACUCAUCUGUUAUCAUAACAAUGGAAAUAAUUAUUUUCGCUAGAUGGAGCUACGAGUACAUACGUGCAUAUUUUUUAAUGCAUUAAAGUUGGAGCGUAGGUAUCAAUAUCAUUGUGUGGUUACUUUCAUAUACCUACUUAUCGAAAAAGAAACAGAUUUACCUAAUAAGGCUAUUGAAGUAUUAAUUAUAUAUAACUUGAAGACUUUAGAUUAAUAAGUUGUAGUAAUUGUUAUAAGUUUCCUAUAAUAGGUACAGUACCUAUGUACACUUACUAAUAGGAAUAAAACGUUUUUUUAAAUAAGUAUACUAGAAACGUAAAUAGGCAGGUAACAAAUUUAUAUAGGAAUCAGAACCUUCUAGUGUAUUAUGCCUGUCGCUUCGUAAGCUUAUUAUGCUGUAUGUUAAACGUAUACAAGUAUGUAUAUUAUUUCAAUUGGGGUAAUUUCGAAACACAGAACUGUAAUGUAAUUUCGAAAAGGGAAUCUUGAUUAUGAUGGAAAGAAAGGUGAUUGUUAUGUGACUUUCGAAAUUACCCCAAUGCACCCUAAUGUAUUUAUUACUACUUAAGUCGUUCAAAUUCCUCUCGACUUUAUAACCUGCGGGCCGAUUUUUGAGUCUCACGCGUUCGAAUUCAGAAAAUUGUCACUGAAAAUAAUAAGCAAGUCACCAUUUUCAACCGGUAUUUUAGUGACAAAAUCCCGUAUGCGAGAUUCAAAAAUCGCCCCCCUGUUCAUUAUUUAGUGCUUUUGUAGAGGCUUUUUAUGCAUUUAUUAACUAAGAGGCAGCAUAUAAUUACCUAUGUAAAAGUUUGCGCGUUACAAAGGAAUUUUCUAUGACUAUAUUUCUUUAAUAUCUUUUUUUUGUGGCCAAGAGUAAGCCCAUUUAUAAUUAAAAAAAAAAAAAAACUAAGUACAUGUGCCGGUACAUGCAUAUUUUAGUAAAACUUAAGUAGCUAUUUUGCAGUGUCGCCUGUAAUGUAAUGUGAGUGUGCACGGGAAAACGUCCCACUUUGUCGAUUGCUAUAAAGCCGCUUUGUCAGCUUAUUCAUAUAAAGAUACAAGUAAAUCUCGCCUUAAUGGUAACCGACAAAGUGGGACGUUUUACCAAACACACUCACUAAUGUAUACGAGUAGGUACUUAUUUUAUGAUUUUGCUCAAGUUGCUCUCUGUACUAACAGCCACUGUAGUGAAUUUCAAAGAAAACAGUGUUUCAAAAGAAAAGCUAAUUAUUAUUUUUUAAAUUACAAACGUAAUAUUAUUAUGAAAACAUUAGCUGCAAAUUAUGCGCAGAGUUAGCUUGGACAGAGUCCAUUACUAGCAACAAUCCAAACUUGGUUGUAUUAUCGCCUAUAUACUGUUGUAUUAGAUUAAGUAGUUAGGAAUUAUUAUAUUGUUAUGACUAUUUUUAUUUUGCAAUAUUAAAUUUACUUUUAGAUUUUAAUUAUGGUUGUGUUAUAUCCAAGUCGUCAUUAAUAGUGGUUGUAUAAUUACUAUUAAUUUAAUUUGGAACAAUUGUAACUAGUGAGAUUAAUUAAAAAGCUUGCCCAUUAAUUUGCAUAAUCAUAAUCAUGUAUGAUUGGCGUGUAAUCAACACGUGAAUAAUUAAAAUCAUGUAUAUUGCCGAGGAAACAGUAUAUGUACCUACCUACUUGUCCGGACCAAAGUCAUUAAUGUUAUGCAGUGUUUUUCUAAUAGGUUUUCUAACUGUAAUCACGUUUUUCAUUUCGUUUUUAGGGGUUCUUAACCGACCCUAAAUAAGACAAAUAUGUAUUCGUAUUAUUCUAUGGUAUAACUUCGUACCUAAAAUCGCCGUCAAUAGAAAUUGUCAACAACGUAAACAAACCAUUCUAUAAAACAUUCUAGAACAAUUUUAUUAUUUUUAAGGUUGAGGAUCAUAAUGUGAUGUGUAGAAUGGAAAAUAAAGACAUUUUUUAUUUAUUAUUUAUUGUUCAGAACACAUACAGUCAUAUAUCAAAUAACAUAGGUAGCAAACAUGUAUAAGGGAUAAAAGACCUGGAGGUUCAUAAAUGUUUUAAAAAGUAGGGUAUACAUCAAAAACAUGCAAAUGCGUCUUAGCGAGGAGAAAAACAUAUGAUAAAUAUGAUAUUUUGACUACAAGGUUUGUUUACAUUGUUCACAAAUUCUAUUGACGGCGACUUUACCUACUACCGACGGCAACACAGGCCCGCUCGUUGAAAAAAUCUAAGUCGGUUAAAAGGUUAACACGUAUACACGUAUACACGUAUUGAAUAUUCGUUUUAGGCCCCCAGGCUUUCACGUCAUUUAUAAUAGGAUAUUAUUAAAAAAAUAUUAAAA